Molecule: messenger RNA, 744 nt
Organism: Paramecium octaurelia
Lineage: Eukaryota; Ciliophora; Oligohymenophorea; Peniculida; Parameciidae
Source: the annotation of a GenBank genome assembly
AUGCAAGUUUCUUGUAGGACAAAAAAUGUGAAUAAGUAUUAUAAAGUAAUAGGUGAAGUUGGAUCUGGNUGUUUAUACAAGGGUUUCAUAGCGAUAUUCUGCUUUAAAUUAAUGAAGAAAGUGUAUUUGAAUUGUUAAUAAAAAGCCAAUACCAUUACACAAAUGUAUUCUAGCGUGUAGAUCACCAAAGUUUAGUGGAAUGUUUUCAUCGAACAUGAUUGAAAGCAAUCAAACUUUAGUUAAGGUCGAGCACAAGAAACCUGAUUUAUUUAAGGUCAUGUUAUAAUGGAUCUAUUGUGGGUAUUGGAAAGAAGUACUCUAGUUUUAUAAUUAGUUUAGUUUCCAGAAGAAAUUGAAGAUACUUGUGAUUUAAUGUUACUUGCAGAUGAAUAUUUAAUCACCGAUCUUAAAUAGAAAUGCGAAGAAGAUAUUAUUUCUAAAUUAGAUAGCAGCAAUAUAUUACAAAUAUUGUUGUUUGUAGAAAAGCACUCAAAUAUCAUAUCACAACAACUUUUGGAAAAAACUAAUUCUAUGUUUAUAGAUGACUUUGAUAAGAUCCAUAAAUUAAAUCCAAACUUAGAACAAGAUAUCACAAGAGUGCCUGGUUUAAUGACAAAGCUGUUUGAAAAUUUACAUUAGAAAAAAAUAAGAAAAGGAAGAAAAGUUCAUUUUGUUGUUGAUGAUUUUGAAGAAUCCGAUUCAGAUGACUAUGUUAGAAAUUAUACGCAACAUUUCUACUAAUGA